UAUUUGUCAGAUUGUCAGUCAUGUCACUAUUGUCAUUUGUCAUUUCUUAUUCAAUUUUUUUCUGAAUAGUUAUAAAUUUUAUUCAUAUAAUAUUUUGAACCAUGAUUUCUUAGACUUUAAAAUAAUAUAGUGAUUGAAAAUAAUUUUUAUUAAAUCAAUUUCCUAUAUUAAAUUUGUAUAUUAUAAAGUGCUUAAGAAGACUACGCUGAUAGAAAUAGUCAAACUUUAUCUUGAUGUAGUAUGGCGACAGCAAUUCAAAAGAACAGUAUAAAAACUCUUAGUAAUGGCAAUGGAAUAGCACAUCACUCAGUUAGCCAUCACUCAAUGCAGAGUUUUAAUAAUUAUGACAUGAUUCCAAAGACUGAAUAUAAACCAUCAGAAAUAAAGGACGAGUCAUUUACUAAUUCAACCAAAUAUGACUCUAUAGAUAUUAAAGAAGAAUCUACAAAUGAUUUAUUAACUGAAGAGCAUUUUGAGACAAGCCAAUCUGAACCAGAAAUAGAUAUUGUUAUUAAUAAUGUAGUGUGUAGUUUUAGUGUUCGGUGUCACUUGAACCUUCGUGAAAUUGCGUUGAAUGGAAUGAACGUUGAAUAUCGUAAAGAAAAUGGAAUGAUAACAAUGAAACUUCGUCGUCCAUAUACUACUGCAAGUAUUUGGUCAUCAGGCAAAGUGACAUGUACAGGAGCAACUAGUGAAGAAGCUGCAAAACAAGCAGCACGAAAAUUUGCAAGAUGUCUACAAAAACUAGGCUUUAAUGUGAAAUUUAAUAAUUAUAGAGUGGUUAAUGUCUUAGGUACAUGUUCUAUGCCUUUUGCCAUAAGAAUAAAUUCAUUCUCGGAAAGACAUCGAGAAGCUGAUUAUGAGCCGGAACUGCACCCUGGAGUAACAUAUAAACUUCAGCAACCAAAAGCAACAUUAAAGAUAUUUUCUACUGGAAGUGUUACAGUUACAGCUCCAAGUGUUGCCGAGGUGCAAGCGGCCAUAGAAUACAUAUUUCCCUUAGUAUAUGAAUUUCGCAAAGAAAGAUCCAAAGAAGAAAUUGAAAUGUUAGCAAAAAAGAAGAUGAAGCAAGAAAUUUAUAGUGAAACACACCUUAAACUUACUGGCGUCCAAGAAGAACAAGAAAUGAACACGGAUGAAGAAAACUGGGGAGAUUAAAACAAACAUACUGGCUUGGUGUAUUAGUAAUAUAAUUUAAUAACAAAAAGUUUCUCUCCCAUGUAACUCAAUCAUGUGAUUUUUUAUAAUUUAAUACCUUUAGUUCUGAAACAGGUCAAAUUGGAACUUUCGUUAGCGGCAAAUUAUGGAAAAAAUUGACAGUAUAAUAAAUUUAUUUAUUUUUGCCCUAGUUCAUAUAUCUAUUGUAAUACUACCGCUUUGUUAAUUCACAUUGUUAAAGAACACUGUUGAAGAACAGAAUGUUUUCAAUGCGAAUUACAUAAUUUACAAAAAUAGCUAGUCAGAUCCAAAACUUUGACUUUUCUCAGUUAUUUAUUGAUAUCUAUGAGACUGUAAAAACUUUGGUUUCCUUUUUUAAGGAUUAGUUAGAUAUUAUGAUUUUUAAAUAUUUUUAUCAAUAUCACAGUGUUGUAAUGGCAUUUAUUAUGAAUACAAGAACGAAAAACUGUAUUUUUAAGAUUCCUUUAAAUUGGGAAGAACUAUUUCCUAGUCACUUUCUUAAUUUUAUUACAUUUUAAAUCAAAAGCAGUUUUAGAUUUACACUUUUGUGCUUUAUUUUUGCUGCUUCAGUUUUUAUAGAAAAUAAUUUGUGGUGGGAAUUAAGUAGAAUCAGUAAAGUAACGUGCAAUAACUAUGCAUAGUAGUAGUAUUAAGGUACAAAUAUAGUAAAAAAGUUAUGUACAUUUUUUAUAAAAUGUAAAACCGAAUGUAUCUUAUUUUACUUCUUAAUAGAAAAAGCGAUAUUCAAAUACUAUUUGUAACUCUCUUUUCACUUGUAUAUUAUUUAUUAUUGUAGUACAAAUUAUUUUGUAUUUCCCGCCACUUUGUAGUUUUAAAAUAUAUUAUGUUAAAGUCUGUAUCUUAAAUUUUAAUUUUGAUCAUGAUGUAUUAAGAAAAAUAUCAAAUGAGGAUAUAUCUGUAACAUGGAUAAUUAUGGACUGAUGUUUAUAAUGUUAUCAAGAGGAAAUCAAGUUUCAUUUAUUUCACUCUUAUUAUUAAUAAGUCAUCGAACUGAAUCUCUUAUACAUAUUUUAGUUCAUAAGUAAAUUGUUAAAUAAAAACAAGUUGCAGUUU
Sitophilus oryzae (rice weevil) is the source of this 2253-nucleotide messenger RNA. Its product is annotated as TATA box-binding protein-like protein 1. Gene Ontology annotation, molecular function: DNA binding; general transcription initiation factor activity. The transcript is spliced from 5 exons. Gene Ontology annotation, biological process: DNA-templated transcription initiation. NCBI's taxonomy places the organism in Eukaryota, Metazoa, Arthropoda, Insecta, Coleoptera, Curculionidae. The record is from RefSeq and is a predicted model, not a curated record. The coding region runs from base 241 to 1158 and encodes 305 amino acids.